AUGUCCUCCUUAAGACUAGCAACAGCCUCCAAUGUUCGCGCUUUCCAGAAUCUGAUCACUGCACUCAAAGCCAGCGGCCGGAAAUGGACACAUGCAAUCGACGAAGAGGCACUUGAAGAUGAAAUCGGGAGGUUUCGUGUCUGGGCUGGAAACCUCGGCGCUCUGCAGAAAGGGCACAGCUCGCUUGACUACAGGCUGCGAGACUCACCAGUCUCCAAUACCAACACACUAAAGCUUCUUAGGGAGCUUGAAACCAAUGUCAACGAAGCUUAUGCAGUGGCAUCUGGGGCUCGACUACCUUACGAAGAGCAGGCCCGCCCAGACAUGACUGAAGAUGACGAUGACGAUGGGUUCUUCAGUGCGGAAGAAGAAGACGACGAUAAUAGCAGCAGCAGCGAUGAACCCCGAACAGAAUUGAAAAUGCGCUUUGGGGAAAUCGUCGACAUUAUCGACAACCUCUACAAGCUUAGCGUCCGCAUCAGAACCCCUGGCCUACGCUCAAGAUCUCUCAAAGCAUCCUCCUACACACAAAAGGAUCCAGAGACGGGAAUCGAUAUCUUUGACAUGUAUGCUAUGCAAGACCUCAAGCAUGUCCAGGAGUUGGUAUCGCAUCUGCGUCAACCGUACGUAGCCAGCGAUACGCAAGAAGAUCAAGACUAUUUGAUCAAGCGGCUGAGUGCAUCUGUUACACUUCGGAGACGACACUUCAAGUACUGGAAACGACAUCGUGAUAAGUUGAGUGCCUCUACAAUGUCCGAGGAUGUGCAAGAACCCCAUGUUACAGCGCCAUUCGAGAGACCUGCGACAGCAUCUGACGAAAGCCCACAAGCACAUCCGGUACCCGUAGUUGCAGCCCUGAGAGAAGCGCCAAGUCAGAAGACUGGUAAGACGAUGCUCUCAGGGACAGAGGUAACGCAGCUUCACCAAUCCUUGGACGAUAUAGUAGACAACAAAUCUGUAACAAGCUACGCAAUAACGGUCAAGGAUGUACACGGAAAAGGUAUCGACCUUCCUCCGCCACCAAAAUCGGCAGACGGUGACAAAGAAUUCGAAUGUCCCUAUUGUUGGAUCGUUUGCCCCGCAAGAUACGGAAAAGGGAGAGCCUGGAGAACGCAUCUGCUUCAAGACUUACAGCCGUAUGGCUGUACAUACCAGGACUGUGAGAGCUCGCACCUGCUGUUUCGCAGUCGUAGAGAGUGGGCCGAGCACGAAGCAAGCCACCGCAAAGUAUGGAGAUGUCCGGAGCAUCCGACUGCAGUUUUCCAUUCUCAGUCGGGCUUGGAAGAUCACCUCCGGCAAACGCAUCUCGAUAGCUUUCCAGAGAGCCAGCUGGUGACCAUUGCCAAGGUUGGCGAGGCUACUACGAUAGACUUGCGAGAAAGAUGCCCCAUAUGCUGCGCACCCACGGAUGCCAAAGAGAUAGGCGACUUGCAAAGCCACAUCGCGAAUCAUCUGGAGCGAAUCGCAACCUUUGCCCUGCCUCAUAGUAUGGAAGAUGACUCAGAUGGUGCCAGUGGGGUCCCGAGCCCCGGUGGUACCUCUAGAUCUUCCUUGAGUUCUGUAUCUACCAACGUGAGUGACGGGCAAAAAAAGAGCAAAGAAAACACUCUUCCUACCCUGCAGUUUGACCCGCCUGAGUCUGUUCAGGAGGUUGAUCCCAGCCGCGAUCUUCUAUCUGCUGAGAAUUUACAACAACUUCCUGAUGCGAAUCAAAAUAUUCUGGACGUGAUAGGAGAUCAACUGAAUAACCCAAGAACCUCGUAUCGUCUAGAACCCAUUCGGAGCUUAGACAAAGAGCCGGUUCUUCGCAUCUAUGACAUACCCACACUGCGGUCAUUAUACCGCUCCCGACAACUAUCACAAUUAGACCAGAGUUACGCAUCGAACGAUUCUUACAAUCGUAUGAUCUCUUUCUGUAACUAUGAUCUGACAAGACUGGAGGUAGACGCCAUUGUCAACAAUGUCGUUGUCGACCUGAAAUACUCACCACCCCGGGGCACGUUGCACUACGCUAUAAUGAAAGCAGGUGGUUCAGAUCUUGUACAAGAGGCAAGAUCGAAACCCCAACUCAAGUUGGGCCAAGUUGAAAUAACUCACGGACACAACCUGCCUUCGUCAUGGGUUAUCCAUGCUGCAGUACCGACGUCUUUUGGAGGGAACGGCAUAGCGCAGCUGAAUACUCUUGCCGAUUGCUAUCGCAAUGCCUUGAGGGCAGCGGCUGACCUUCAGAUCAGAACAGUGGCCUUUCCUUGCCUGGGAACUAGAGGCUGUGGCUUUGGUCCACACCAAGCUGCACGUAUAGCACUUCAAGCAGUCCGCGAGGACUUGGAUGAGCGCUCUGAAAGCCGGUUUGAACGCAUCAUUUUUUGUGCGAAGUCCGCUGUAGACGAGCAAGCUUACAAGGAUUUCUUUCCUGUGUACUUUCCACCAACACAUGGGGAUCUAGACGUGGCAAGAAGCUCAAAUAUGGCAACAAGUUCGGCCACGUCUGGAAACAACGCAGCAAUGGUCACUCAGGUCAUAAACACACAGGCACAACUGCAAAAAGCCACUUCUAUGCUCCGUCAUAAUUUCGCCCAGAUCCUACCGGAGAUCGAAGUCGGAUACCUUGAUCUUCUUGAUGAAACUAUUGUCGCACUGACUACGAUUCACCAUGAAUUAUCGGGACCCAGAGCGCUAGAGAAACACUCAACAGACAUUGAUCUGCUCUGUUCUGUUCUCUUGACUCUAUGUAGCAGCAUUUCAGGAAUGACUGAAACAGCGAAAAAUACACAAGAUACCGUGUCGAAUUAUCAGGAGAUCCUGAAAAUCACUGACUGGGGGAUGAAUGGGAAAUACGGAUCCAACCUCAAGGAGUUUCUACUGGACUGUUGCUCCUUUACUACCAUUCUGGAUAGUGUCAUGGCACAGGGACAGAAUGAUCUGGAUCUGGCUCAAAUUCGUCCAAAACUAGAAGGGUAUAGGGCCAAAGCGCGCGCACAAGAUACUGGAGAUGCUUCCGAUCAGCCGGAUAACCUGGCGUCUGUCGAGCACUCUCCCCCAACUGCCUCUAGUAGUCGGGACUUGGUCAAGCUGCACCAAAUUUCAACUGUAACGAAGAUGUACCAGCAUGAUGUCAUCAAACCAAAAAGUACUAUGGCACAGUCAUCCGCCACCUUCAACAACAUAGUGUGUUUGGCAAGAGAGGACAUGACAAAGCUCGAAGUUGAUGUUAUAGUCAACUCCACCGACACAUCCUUUCUAGGCAUGGGAACUCUGGAUCGUCUUAUAUUCAAAAAGGGCGGACCAGAAUUACAAGAAGAAGUUCAAAAAUUCGGCGUAUGCCGAGAGGGCGAUGUCAAAACGACGCCUGGAUACCUCUUACCAGCCAAGAACAUCUUACAUGUCAUCCCACCCGAGGUGUACAGAAAAGACAGCAAGAAUGUGCUACGCAACAUCUAUCGCGGAAUUCUGCAUGACGCUACAUAUCUGAAAGCCAAAUCUGUUGCAAUACCCUGUAUUGGAACGGGUGCGUUGGGCUUUCCGCGCCGUGAUUGCGCUUCGCUUGCCAUGGAGGAGGUCAGACGUUUUCUUCAGACCAAAGAGCCGGGUGGACUGGAAAAGAUAAUAUUUGUAGUAUACUCGGCCACCGACGAGGCCAUCUACAAGAAUAUUUUGCCGAAUUAUUUUCCACCAGUCGAGAAUACUACCUCGAAACAGUCGGGAACGCAGUCUCUGAAACUGGCGAAGAAUCCCUCGUUUGAUUCGGUUGCCGACAAAGACGAUUCUCAAUCUAUCGCCUCAAAGGAUGACUCUCGACACGCGCCUCUACAUGAAGCCACCACAAUAGCGGAUGUCAAGGUGUCUUUCACGGAAUUUACAACAAGUAAACCACGACUCAUCAACAACUCUUGCAUGGUCCUUGUGUCCGGAAGCUCGGUCUACAUUGACCGCAAGACCAACCGUAAUAACAAACGCAGGACUAGUCGCAAGACCAAGCACCUCGACACGGUUUCUCAAAACAGCUCAUUCGAAUAUGUGUUCGACCUGAUACCCGCUACUGACGUACGCCACGACCAAAGUGAGGUGAUCGUAAACGACAUGCGCAAACGCGGCACACCCCCAGACAUGCCCUUUAUGCUAUUCUUCAAAUGCAAAAACGAAACUGAUGCAACAACCCUAGCAUCUGCCCUGGAGCAAACAGCCCGCCAAGCCCGUGAACGAGCUUCACACGGGGGUUCUGUACUUUCAUCUGGAACUGCGCCUCUUGUGUUUCAAUUUGACGAUGAUGACGAAGGCAGCAAAGAAUAUACAUACGACGAAGAGUAUGGAGACUAUGGAGACUAUGUAGGCGAUGAAGACGCCAUAGACAACGACGACUACUAUUCCACUCGUAUUCUCGAGUAUCUUACAGAAGACUUGCAUUCACGACCUACGUCGUAUAUCGGACAGCACAUUAGCAAUAUCGCUGCUACAAUGCGCCUUGAUGUCGAUUUGGUGCGCAAGUAUCUGGAUAUGCUUGGUCAGAGGGGCCUGGUGCAUACUACAGUUGACGACAAUACGUGGGUUGUGUCGGGCUAUGAAGAUAAGCUGGUGCCUGCGCUCAAGUUCACAGAGUCCAGACCUUUGCGUGAAUUCCCGGCCCAGCGAGAGUGA
Bipolaris maydis ATCC 48331 is the source of this 4635-nucleotide messenger RNA. RefSeq lists its product as uncharacterized. The record is from RefSeq and is a predicted model, not a curated record. Lineage: Eukaryota; Fungi; Ascomycota; Dothideomycetes; Pleosporales; Pleosporaceae.